This is a messenger RNA of Cercocebus atys (sooty mangabey), 5233 nucleotides long. It is a transcript of the gene GRHL2, whose product is annotated as grainyhead-like 2 (Drosophila). The transcript has 17 exons. Gene Ontology annotation, biological process: regulation of transcription by RNA polymerase II; brain development; neural tube development. The record is from RefSeq and is a predicted model, not a curated record. Gene Ontology annotation, molecular function: DNA-binding transcription activator activity, RNA polymerase II-specific; RNA polymerase II cis-regulatory region sequence-specific DNA binding. Gene Ontology annotation, cellular component: nucleus. NCBI's taxonomy places the organism in Eukaryota, Metazoa, Chordata, Mammalia, Primates, Cercopithecidae.
UGAAAGAAUUCAGCUCCUUGCGAGAAAGUUACCUGUGGCCGCCCAAGUCCGCCACUUUCUGCUCUGUGUCUGCCCAUUGCCACGACCCAGGAGGACUCCGCGCCGCCCGGCCGCCUCCGAGCUCGGGCCCCAUGUGAGGGGCCCCCCCUUAUCCCACCUUUCCGGCUAGGUGAGGGCGCGAGCGGGCGAGCGAGCGAGAGUGGUGAGGGGGGACGGAAAAGCAGAAUUACCUGUAGCUCUUGUUCUGCCAUCUCGGGCGCUCUCACACACCUUCACCUGCACAGACUUGAAAGUCCAGUUUCACCAGAGGCUGAGGCUCCAGGAAAAGGGGAGCAAGUUCAUUGGAUCAAACAUGUCACAAGAGUCGGACAAUAAUAAAAGACUAGUGGCCUUAGUGCCCAUGCCCAGUGACCCUCCAUUCAAUACCCGAAGAGCCUACACCAGUGAGGAUGAAGCCUGGAAGUCAUACUUGGAGAAUCCCCUGACGGCGGCCACCAAGGCCAUGAUGAGCAUUAAUGGUGAUGAGGACAGUGCUGCUGCCCUUGGCCUGCUCUAUGACUACUACAAGGUUCCUCGAGACAAGAGGCUGCUGUCUGUAAGCAAAGCAAGUGACAGCCAAGAAGACCAGGAGAAAAGAAACUGCCUUGGCCCCAGUGAAGCCCAGAGUAAUUUGAGUGGAGGAGAAAACCGAGUGCAAGUCCUAAAGACUGUUCCAGUGAACCUUUCCCUAAAUCAAGAUCACCUGGAGAAUUCCAAGCGGGAACAGUACAGCAUCAGCUUCCCUGAGAGCUCUGCCAUCAUCCCGGUGUCGGGAAUCACAGUGGUGAAAGCUGAAGAUUUCACACCAGUUUUCAUGGCCCCACCUGUGCACUAUCCCCGGGGUGAUGGGGAAGAGCAACGAGUGGUUAUCUUUGAACAGACUCAGUAUGACGUGCCCUCGCUGGCCACCCAUAGCGCCUAUCUCAAGGACGACCAGCGCAGCACCCCGGACAGCACGUAUAGCGAGAGCUUCAAGGACGCAGCCACAGAGAAAUUUCGGAGUGCUUCAGUUGGGGCUGAGGAGUACAUGUAUGAUCAGACAUCAAGUGGCACGUUUCAGUACACCCUGGAAGCCACCAAAUCCCUCCGUCAGAAGCAGGGGGAGGGCCCCAUGACCUACCUCAACAAGGGACAGUUCUAUGCCAUAACACUCAGUGAGACCGGAGACAACAAAUGCUUCCGACACCCCAUCAGCAAAGUCAGGAGUUGGGUGAUGUGAGUCUUCAGUGAAGAAAAAACCAGAGGAUGGACAGCUAAAUACUGGCACUCUCGGCAGCAUACGGCAAAGCAGAGGGUCCUUGACAUUGCUGAUUACAAGGAGAGCUUUAAUACGAUUGGAAACAUCGAAGAGAUUGCGUAUAAUGCUGUUUCCUUUACCUGGGACGUGAAUGAAGAGGCGAAGAUUUUCAUCACCGUGAAUUGCUUGAGUACAGAUUUCUCCUCCCAGAAAGGGGUGAAAGGACUUCCUUUGAUGAUUCAGAUUGACACAUACAGUUAUAACAAUCGUAGCAAUAAACCCAUUCAUAGAGCUUAUUGCCAGAUCAAGGUCUUCUGUGACAAAGGAGCAGAAAGAAAAAUCCGAGAUGAAGAGCGGAAGCAGAACAGGAAGAAAGGGAAAGGCCAGGCCUCCCAAACUCAAUGUAACAGCUCCUCUGAUGGGAAGUUGGCCGCCAUACCUUUACAGAAGAAGAGUGACAUCACCUACUUCAAAACCAUGCCUGAUCUCCACUCACAGCCAGUUCUCUUCAUACCUGAUGUUCACUUUGCAAACCUGCAGAGGACUGGACAGGUGUAUUACAAUGCGGAUGAUGAACGAGAAGGCGGCAGUGUCCUGGUUAAACGGAUGUUCAGGCCCAUGGAAGAGGAGUUUGGUCCAGUGCCUUCAAAGCAGAUGAAAGAAGAAGGGACAAAGCGAGUGCUCUUGUACGUGAGGAAGGAGACUGACGAUGUGUUCGAUGCGUUGAUGUUGAAGUCUCCCACAGUGAAGGGCCUGAUGGAAGCGAUAUCUGAGAAAUAUGGGCUGCCUGUGGAGAAGAUAGCAAAGCUUUACAAGAAAAGCAAAAAAGGCAUCUUGGUGAACAUGGAUGACAACAUCAUCGAGCACUACUCGAACGAGGACACCUUCAUCCUCAACAUGGAGAGCGUGGUGGAGGGCUUCAAGGUCACGCUCAUGGAAAUCUAGCCCUGGGUUUGGCAUCCACUUUGGCUGGAGCUCUCAGUGUGUUUCUCCCUGGGAGAGACAGAAGCCCCGGCCCCAGAACCCGGAGACCCAUCUCCCUCAUCUCACAACUGCUGUUACAAGACUAUGCUGGGGAGUGGGGCAAGGGACAGGCCCCACUGUCGGUGUGCUUGGCCCGUCCACUGGCACCUACCACGGAGCUGAAUCCUGAGCCCCUCAGGAAAGUGCCUUAGGCCUGUCGGAUUCCUAUUUAUUGUCCACCUUUUCCUGGAGUCCGGGACCAGGCCUUCCAGGACUCUGCAGGUCACUGCUAGCUCCAGAUGAGACCGUCCAGCAUUCCCCCUUCGAGAGAAACACUCAUCCCGAACAGCCUAAAAAAUUCCCAUCCCUUCUUUCUCACCCCUCCACAUCUCCCGGGUGGCUGGACAAAAUGAGCUACUUCUGGGUGCGGUAGUCAUAGGUGGGGCGAGAGGUGGAUGCCCACUUUCUGGUCAAACACCUUCAGGUUGCUCUGGGGAAGGUCGUCUUGCUAAAUACCUCCAGGGUUCCCAGCAAGUGGCCACCAGGCCUUGUACAGGAAGACCAUCGGCCACCGUGUAAUUAGUAAGUAACACAUAAAGUCUGCCUGUCUGCAUUGUACAUAGUGUUUAUAAUAUUGUAAUAAUAUAUUUUACCUGUGGUAUGUGGGCAUGUUUACUGCCACUGGCCUAGAGGAGACACAGACCUGGAGACCAUUUUAACAGGGGUUUUUGCCUCUGUGCCUGUUCAGGAGACAUGCCGGGCUAGGGAGAGGGCCUUUGGGAUGUUAAGGUGACUGCAGCUGAUACCGAGAUGGACUCUGCAGUGGGCAUACCUGGGGGCUCGUUCCCUGUCCCCAGAGGAAGCCCCCCUCCCUCUCCACGGGCACGACUCUCCUUCGAGGCCACCACGUUUAUCUCACAAUGAUGUGUUUUCCUUGACUCUCCCUUUGAGCUGUCUCGUGGGAAAGGCCAUCCUGUCUGAGACCCCAGCUCCUUCUCCAGCUUUGGCUGCGGGCACAGCCUGAGCUUUCUGGAGAGCCUCUGCAGGGGUUUGCCAUCAGGGCCCUGUGACUGGGCCUGCUGCAGAGCUCCUUGGCUAUCAUGAGAAUCCUGGACACUGUGCCGUGCCUCCCAGUUUACAAGCCCUUCAUCUCAAGUGGCCCUUUAAAAGGCCUGCUGCCGAAGUCCCUGAGUCGGCUGGCUGGGGCUUCCUCCUGGGCCACCAGACGGAAAGGGGCGAUUGUUUGCCUCGCUCCUGCAUGCUGGGUUUUAAGGAAGUGAGUGAGAAAGAAUGUGCCAAGAGACCUGGCUCCCGUGAAAACAGCCUCAGGAGGCAAACGGAGAGAGAAGCUGUCGUCUCCUGCUACACGCCCUGGGAGCUGGAAGAGAAAAACACUCCCCUAAACAGUCACAAAAUGAUGAACCAUCAUGGGCCACUGUUCUCUUUGAGGGGACAGGUUUAGGGGUUUGCGUUCGCCCUUGUGGCCUGAAGCACUAGCUUUUUGGUAGUUAGACACAUCCUGCACCCAAGGCCCUGGGUCUAGGACAGGUUCUCUACAACGGCCCAGAUUUGUUUGUAAAGCACUUUGACUCUUACCUGGAGGCCCCUUCUCUCAGGGCUUCCUGCGCUCCCGCCUCAUCUGCCCCUGAGAUGCAGAGCAGGAUGGAGGGGCUGCUUCUAGCUCAGCUGUUUCUCCUUGAGGUUGCGGAGGAAUUGAAUGGGACAGAGAGCAGGUGCUGUGCCCAAGAAGAUCUCAGAGCGGCAGUGAGGGGUCACCUUUCUGUGUGUCCUCUGGGCAUGUUAACCCUUCCUGUGGUGCCAAAGGUUUGCAUCGUGGAUCCAGCUGUGCUCCAGUUUGUCCCCUCCUCCUCCACUCUGACUGCCACGCCCUGGACCAGCAGCUUGGGGACCCUCCAGGGUACUAAUGGGGCUCUGUUCUGAGAUGGACAAAUUCAGUGUUGGAAAUACAUGUCAUACUAUGCACUUCCCAUGCUCCUAGGGUUAGGAAUAGUUUCGAACACGAUUGGCAGACAUAACAACGGCAAAUACUCGGGCUGGGGCAUAGGACUCCAGAGUAGGAAAAAGACAAAGAUUUGGCAGCCUGAUACAGGCAACCUACCCCUCUCCCUCCAGCCUCUUUAUGAAACUGUUUGCCAGUCCUGCCCUAAGGCAGAAGAUGAAUUGGAGAUGCUCCACAUGUUUCCUAAGUCCUUGAGCAAUUAUGGUGGUGACAAUUGCCACAACAAGGGAUUUGAGGCCAGUGCCACCAGAGGGUGGUGGCGAGUGCCACAUCCCUUUCGAUCUGUUCCCCUCUGCGUCUUCGGAGCACCCCAGCUUGCCUUUGAUGUGUACGCUGUGUAUGUUAGCUGAACUUUGAUGAGCAAAAUUUCCCGAGCAAAACACUCCAAAGAGAUAGGAAAACUUGCCGCCUCUUCUUUUUUGUCCCUUAAAUUAAUCAAACUCAAAUAAAUAAGCUUAAAAAAAUCCGUGGAAGAUCAUGGACAUGUGAAAUGAACAUUUUUCUUUUCUUUCUUUCUUUUUUUAAACAAAGUCUGAACUGAACAGAACAAGAGUUUUUCCUCAUACAUAUCCAAAUUGUUUAGACUUUAUGAGUGUUUAGAAGUUGAGACCAACAGAAAAAUGCAGUCAGAUGUCAUCUUGGAAUUGGUUUCUAAAAGAGUGAGGCAUGUCCCUGCCCAGAAACUUAGGAAGCGUGAAGUGAAUCAAAUGUUUAUUUUCCUUCUUAUUUAAAAUCAUGAAAACGCAACAGAAAUAGAGGGUUUGUGCCAAAUGCUAUGAACGGCCCUUUCUUAAAGACAAGCAAGGGAGAUUGAUAUAUGUACAAUUUGCUCUCAUGUUUUAAAAAAAAGGUAAAUGUAACUUAAUAGUUUUGUAAAUGGGAGAGGGGGAAUCUAUAAACUAUAAAUACAGUUAUUUUAUUUUUUGUACAUUUUUAAGAAGAAAAAAAUAAAUAUUCAUAACAUAAGAGUAAAA